Molecule: messenger RNA, 5201 nt
Organism: Heterotrigona itama
Lineage: Eukaryota; Metazoa; Arthropoda; Insecta; Hymenoptera; Apidae
Source: the annotation of a GenBank genome assembly
AUGCUGACUGCUCAUUCUGAGAUGCACGAGAAACGAGAUCCCCUUGGAGGCGGACAAUAUGGAACAGGCGGGGGUGGUGGCGGCAGCAGUUCGAUCGAGGAAAAAUCUAUUGCGGAACAACCACCCCCGCCGCCGGCGCCUCCCCAGCGGGAUCCAUCGGAUCCAACGAUCAGUGCUAAGAAACUUCCAAAGAAGCGAAAGUUCGAUCCAUCGGAGCUCGAGGAGAUGGAUAAAACUAGCAACGUAACGAGAACCAUAAACAACAUAGUGAACGUCGUACGGGCACCGAGUAUGCCGCUUGGUCUCAAUUCAGGUUUAGUUCAGCAGUCAACGUUAGCGACUCGGCAAUCUCCGCAGCAGCAAGACUCCGAUUGUUAUCAAGUAUCAUCGGCGCAUUCGGUGGUAGUUCUACCACCUCAAAGUACAGCAGUGGAUUAUUCUGUUCGAGAGGAGCCGUUACGGUCUCGUCCUCGGCCUGCUACUACCGUUGCUAUUGAUCUCAGCGAGUGGCGCGACCACAGAGUGUUAGCAUUAAGGGAUUCGUAUUAUUAUUCGGGUGUUAUUCGCAAUGUUGUUCAGGGGGAAAUUUACAUAGAGUUCGACGGGGAGAAAAAACUGAUGCGUUACACUGACGUUCUGGGCGCGGGCAGAUACGACGUGAUAAGCGACGCCAGCCCGUCGGUUGGCCAAGUGACUCUGGACGCGAAAGUUUGCAUUAGGUGUCCAACGUCGAACAAUCAUAUCAACGCUGCUAAAGUGUUUGUCAAAGGGACAGUGUGCAAAAUCUUGACCAAGCCUAACCGUUUCGUUGUUAAAAUACCAAGGGAGGAUGACCAGAGUGAUAGUUACGUGGUGAAACGUGCGGAUAUACGGCUGGUCCAGCCCCCGUGGUGGGACGAGCUAGAGGAAGGAUUGGAGGACUGUGAUUCCUCGAGGGUCGAGGCAAUUGAACAUGGCUAUCGAAAUUCUUCGGAACCUCCGACAGCAGUGCCAAUUUUGCAACUCCAUCACACUUCUCACCAUACAUCUCAUAUAUCGACUCAUAACGACACAGGUGGUUAUUACAGAACAACUGGUACCAGCCCCCUAAUGACUUUAGGCACCUCUGCGCAUUCUGCUACUGCCGCAUUGAGCAACGGAAGUCGACCGUACGACGAUUUAGAAAGCGAGGAUGACUUGGACAGGGAAGACAUUACAUUCCCUUCGGAUGCAGGUAAGAUCGAAUUCGUCUCACGACGUUAUGGUAUCUGUGCCAUCGGCAUUAUCGAGCACAAGAAAUUAGCAAAAACCAAUAGUAACGUAAACAUUCAACUGACAGAUGCGAAGUUGUCAGGCAGCAGUAAAAGAAGCAGCAUGCAAAGUCGGGGAAGUACCAGUAGUUUAGUCGAACAGCGCAGUAUAACUCCUCGUUCUCAAGCAGCCACGCCCAGAUCUCAGGCGGCGACGCCACAUAGAUAUAAAAAAGGUGAUAUAGUGACUACACCGAGUGGAGUUAGGAAAAAAUUCAACGGUAAACAAUGGCGCAGACUCUGCUGUAGCAAAGAAGGAUGUUCCAAAGAGAGCCAACGAAGGGGAUACUGUUCUCGUCAUCUGAAUUUGAAAGGGUCUUGCCUCAGAGGUCCGACCAACACUUUCCCUGGCGGCAAGAUGGACGGCGAGGAAACAUCUAGAGAUUCCGACACCUCUCCAAAUUACGGAGAUAGAAGAAUUGCUGGUCGAUUUGAUCAAGACGAAACUGAAGCUGCCAACAUGCUCGUUUCCUUGGGAAGUUCUAGAUCAGCUACGCCAGCCUUUUCCUCGCCAACUGGACAAUCUUCGAUAUCCCCGUGUAUCAAUCAGUCUCCGGUACCACCUUUGGGACUGAAUCAAAACAAUGUGUUUAUGCCUAUUUCAAGUCCUGCUCAUCACGCAACUCCGCUAAUUUCGCCUGGUGCGAAAUGGAAACAUUCACCUACUCAGUCCACUUUUCUUACUCAGUAUCAGCAGCAGGUGAUAAAGCCUGAACCUAAUCGAGUGGUUAGAUCGAAUCGACCAGCUCCAACUGCCCCAGUCCCUGCUAGUAUAGGGACAAGCGUAAUAAGAAUCUCUCCCGUGAGCCGUGGAAUACCCGGAUCCAAUUUAACCUCAUCAUGGUCGGAACAAAGUCCACCGCCGCGACAUCCGUCGGUUGUGACGACUAUAGCUCAACAACAGCAAGGCAUCAUUCUUCAGCAUGCGCUCACGACAAACAACGGCUUUUCCAGCCACUCUGAGAUAUCGGAACAAAAUCCUCAAAUAUUGAAACCUUCUCAUUCACCCCACAUGUCACUGUCCGCCGCUCCAGCACCACAAAACUUGACCCUUUUGCACAAGCCUUUAGAACAACCAGUUGAUUACGCUCAGCCGCAAACGCAGAAUCAGCCAAUCUACGUGAUGCAACAUCAACAUGAGAAAAAGUAUCUCGUGAUAAAGAAUAGUAUGGAUGUAUCCGCAGCAGGUCACAUGAAUAAUCAAGAUGAUAAAUAUAGGCCGGCGUUAAUGAACCACUUGGCUCAACUUCCAGCAACGUUACAUCAAACGCAAUGUCAACCACCACAGUCACCUGCUGUUUCGUCCGUCCAUGUCGACAAAUUGUCCGUUUUACAAGCAAGCAAAGUAGCAACACACGCAUCCUCUCACAUGGAUAUGCAGAGAACACAGCCACCACCUACGAGCGUUGUAAUGACAACCACUACCGAAGCUUCGAAUCCGCCUACCCCAACAAGUGUCUUCCAGCACGUGAUUGUACAACCCGCGCAUUUGGUACAAAUUCCUAAAACACAGUCGUCUAGGGAUGAGAAUUCCAAAAAUAACGGAGUUCUGUCUUUUCCUUGGCAAACAACAGUACUAGAUCAAUCAGAAGUGAGCCCUCCACCAUCUGCGUUGAGCCCCCCUUUGAGUGCGCCUCCGAUUCCAAUUAGCAUGAGCACACCUGGCGAGGAUGGAUCUGGACCUGGUCCAGAUCCUAUAACUCCCGCUGAAGAAGAAGACGACGAUGUUUUCGAGACAGAGCCGACAACUCCUGCAGAAGUCGAGGCGAAUGCUAACAAGAGACGCAGCCAGUCCCUUAGUGCGUUGCAUUCCAAAGAGCCUCAGAGUCCACUUAAAACUAAAGACAGAAUACGUCGACCGAUGAAUGCAUUUAUGAUAUUUUCCAAACGACAUCGUGCGGUCGUGCAUCAAAGACACCCAAAUCAGGAUAAUCGUACCGUGUCCAAGAUACUGGGCGAGUGGUGGUACGCCCUAGGCCCAGAGGAGAAACAAAAGUAUCAUGACCUUGCGUCGGAGGUGAAAGAAGCGCAUUUCAAAGCGCAUCCAGAUUGGAAGUGGUGUAGCAAAGAUAGACGGAAAUCAUCGACGACGAGUUUCAAAGGUGGCGAGUCUCGAGGGAAGUUGAACAGUACCGGGGAGGAAACGGACAUGGGACCACCGGCAGACGACGUGCCAUUAACGCCUAGAGCUACGGACGAAAUCACCGUUCCCGUUACUACUGUGUACAAUGAAGCGCCGCCGCCCACCAUCGAAGUCAUUAAUCAGUCGCACACUCAUAGGAUAAUGGAAAUGCCUCUGCCAGUUGAAAAUACAGAAUCUGAUUUAAAACAGGACGAAGAUGGUAAUGUAUCAGACGAAGAUCAAAUGGUGAUCUGCGAAGAUCCACAACCUGAAAUAGAUUUAAAAUGCAAAGAUAAAUUGACAGAUAGCGAUAACGACGUACAAGACGAAGAUGCCGAAAAGAAAUGUUACACGCAAUCACGGUUCUCGCCAGUGAGUGGUCAAAAGAGGGAAACCAUAAAUGUUAAGCAAGAAGUAACGUGUAGGCCUAAACCGAUAAAAGCACGAAUACCUUCAACAGGUAUCGAAACAACAACAAAGUAUCAUCAUACUUCCAUGGACAAGGGAGGGAAUGUUUCGGUUUUGUCCAGCACGUACCCUUAUCACAGUCCUGUCAAUCCGACUGGGGUGUCAGGUUUCCAACCUACCGGCGGAGCUUUCAUAACGAUGCCGAUAUCUCCGAAGGUUGUUAAACCAGAGCCAGUGAAGAAUGAACAGCAGUACAGUACCCAAUACAGCAUGAGCAAUUUGGUAGCGAGCAUUCACGAAAACGGGAGAAACAUACCUAAAUUUACGGCUGCUCCGAUUGAAUCGAAACCUAUGAUGGCUCUGUUUAAACAACAGCAGCCGUUGCAGUCCUUAGGCACUAUUCUUCGUCCCCUUACUUCAGCUGUCCCUUAUCAACCAUCGUUCACUCUAACAUUGCUCGAUAACGAUUUGGUGGCUGUUUCCAAACCGCAGCAGGGAUCGCAGUAUCUUGGUCCAACAUCACCUCAUCCCCGGAUGUACUGUGGAUUCCAUAUACCAAUCUCUGAUGCUGGCAAUCGGAACAUAUCCUCGCAAGGUUUAGUUUCUGGUAAUAAGAUGGAAACGCAGAGUGUCAUAGUGAGCAAACCAUACCCACUUUCGACAACUUCCACCACAUCGACUUAUCGAGGAAUUGGUCAUUCGAUAACACGUCUGGCAGAACCCGAAAAAAACGAGAAUAGUCAUGCCCAAUUCUAUGGUAAGUUAUAUCGUUGAUUUCUUUAACACGUUCCGUGCCAAGCGAUUUUUGCUUUUGUUGUCCAGGCCAUUUGAUAUUUUCACUAAAGGUUGAUAUAUUAUCACACAAUCUUUCAUUAGAUCAUCAAUCGAUAAGUAGUUCUCUUGUUUAGAGUAACUAUCACAUCGUGUACCACUUAAUAGUGGUAAUAUUAUUAAAAAUAUGGUGGCACACGUGACCUCUGAAGAUCAAGUUCAACGUGUACCACCGGUGGUACACAUGGCACGGAACGUGUUAACCUAAGUUAUAGUAUUAGGUUAGUAUUAGGUUAAGUUAAGUAUAAUAUUAGGUAAAUUAUAUUGUACUAUAGAUUUUGCGAAUAUCGUAGAUAUUAGGUUAGAUUUAGGUUAGGUUAGAUUUAGAUUAGAUUUAGGUUAGAUUAACACGUUCCGUGCCAAGCGAUUUUUGCCUUUUGCGUUCAGGCCAUUUGAUAUUUUGACUAAAGGUUGAUAUAUUAUCACACAAUCAUUACAUCAUCAAUCGAUAAGUACUUCUCUUGUUUAGAGUAGCUAUCACAUCGUCUACCACUUGUAGUAAUAUUAUUGGAAAUACAUGGUGGUACACGUGGCCUGAAGAUCAAGUUUAA